UUGCGGAACAUCAUUUUUGGGGAACUCAUGCUUCCUUAUGCUUCUGCACGGGUACUAACACUCUUUUUUGUCCUGCUGUCUAUCUUCAAAUAUGACUCUACCACAGCAACUACGUUCUGAGAGGUGCAUGUCUUUGGAGGUGGGAGGAAGCCGGAGUACCCGGAGGGAACCCACGGAUUCACGAGGAGAACACAGAAAGAUCCCGAGCCUGGGAUUCAACCUCGGACUACUCAGGACCUUUGUAUUUGACUUCGACCAGCUGCCUAAUAAUGUCCCAAUCAGUGCUACCGUUGCGGAUGUCGAGGAGAAAAAGGGCUUCAUUGACUAUUUUAGGUUUGUUAUUGAGGUGAAGACCAAAGGAGGCAGCAAGUAUCUGAUCUACCGACGUUACCGAGAGUUCUUCAGCUUACACCAGAUCCUGGAGUCCAGGUACUCACCGGAGGACCCUGACAGACCUUCACCUAACUCCUGCGGGCUCCCCACGCUUCCGGGCAAAGUGUUCAUGGGCAACAAGCGGGAGAUUGCGGAGAGCAGAAUCCCCGAGCUAAACACGUACAUGAAGAGGCUGCUUGGUCUGCCGACGUGGUUGCUGCUGGACGAGGAGCUCAGGAUGUUCUUCUACCAGACGGAGUUGGACAGCCAACAGCAACCUCGGGCUCUCAGGCGUUUACGCCCGCCUACCCGCAGAGUAAAGACUGCUAAACCAAAGACGGACCUCUUCUCCUCCCCCAGGGCAGAGGCCAUGUUUGACUUUUGCGGCAGCAGCAAAGCAGAGUUGAACCUAAAGAGAGGAGACUUGGUGUUCCUGCUGCAUCGAGUCAACCCCGACUGGCUGGAGGGCACCACCAAUGACCAGACGGGUAUUUUCCCAGAAUCAUUUGUGAAGAUCAUCAAGCCCCUCCCAGAGAGCGAAUCUGAGGGAGAAAGUGACGUCUCCACCUUUAGCUGUCUGCGAUGCUACUUGCUCACCCCUGACGGAGUCGACACCAGGGAUGUGUGCGUUCAAGAGGACCUCACCAUCCAGCCAACACACAAGGACCUGAUGUCUCGAAUGAGGGACGUCUUCAAGGUGGACGGCAUUGCGUUAAAUUACCGCGACCCCGAGGGCGACUUGAUCCGCAUCCUGGACGACGAGGACGUGCAGCUGAUGAUCUCGGAGAGCAGAGGUCAGCCGGGGGCGGGCCAGAGGCCUGUCAAUCAGUUUCCAUGGGAACUGCACGUGACAUUGGCCUCGGACCUGUCUGUUUACAAUGUGGAGGCAUAAACUUCACAUUGGGGCAUUUUGUUUUAGUCAAAGUCUCAACAUACUGAGGUGUAAACCUACUACAGUGUAAUUAAUUUGUAUGAUCGAAUCACAAUUUUAUGUUUUUGACAAAAUAUUCAUGCAAAAUCUAAGGCAAAUGUUAUCGAUUUAAAGGGGAACAUUAUCACCAAACCUAUGCAAGCGUCAAUAUAUACCUUGAUGUUGCAGAAAAAAGACCAUGUAUUUUUUUUACCGAUUUCCGAACUCUAAAUGGGUGAAUUUUGGCAAAUUAAACGCCUUUCUGUUUAUCGGUCUUUUAGCGAUGACGUCAGAACGUGACGUCACCGAGGUAACACACCCGCCAUAUUCAUUUUCACAUUACAAACACCGAGUUUCAGCUCUGUUAUUUUCUGUUUUUUCGACUAUUUUUUGGAACCUUGGAGACAUCAUGCCUCGUCGGUGUGUUGUUGGAGGGUGUAACAACACUAACAGGGAGGGAUUCAAGCUGCACCACUGGCAAGAAAUCUUCCGCCAGACCCCCAUUGAAUUUGCCAGAGUGUCUGCACAUUUGACCGGCGAUGCUAAGACAGACAUGGCACAGAGAUGUAUGGAUAACCUGCAGAUGCAUUUGCAACGAUUAAGUCAACGAAAUCACAAGGGUGAGUUUUGUUGAUGUUGUUGACUUAUGUGCUAAUCAGACAUAUUUGGUCACGGCAUGACUGCCAGCUAAUCGAUGCUAACAUGCUACGCUAAUCGAUGCUAACAUGCUAUAUACGCUAGCUGUAUGUACAUUUGAAACUAGAUACCCACAUUUAAUGCGAAACAAACACUUACCAAUCGACGGAUUUAAGUUGCUCCAGUGUCACAAGAUGCGAAAGUCCUGAUCGUUUGGUCUGCACACAUUUUACCGGCGAUGCUAAUAAGGCAGCCAUGCUAUGGGCCACUUCAUUAGGUACACCCAUACUAUGGCCAAAUAGCGUCAAUAGCUAUUCGCUCAAUAGCUUCAAUUUCUUCUUCAAUUUCGUUUUGGCUAUCUGCCUCCAUACUCCCACCAUCUGUUUCAAUACAUGUGUAAUCUGUUGAAUCGCUUAAGCCGCUGAAAUCCGAGUUUGAAUCCAAGCUAAUGUCGCUAUAUCUUGCUGUGGUAACCGCCAUGUUGUUUGUAUUGGCAGCCCUGUAUGACGUCACAGGGAAAUGGAUAGUGGUUUCGAAGAUAGCGAAAAUAAGGCACUUUAAAGCUUUAUUUAGGGAUAUUCCGGGACCGGUAAAAUUUUGAAAAUAACUUCAAAAAAUACAACAAGCCACUGGGAACUGAUUUUUAUUGUUUUUAACCCUUUUGAAAUUGUGAUAAUGUUCCUCUUUAAUGUUUGUAAAGUUGUGUAGUGGCUACGUCUUGAAGCAAUGUACUUGCUGACUUGAUUCAGUUUGCUGCUGCCUUAGACAUUUUCAAGUGAGUAUUUUCUGCUGCUGGACAAACGUUGGCUAUAUUCCACAUUUCGAUGAGCUAAAAGACUCCCUUUCAAAACUCAGUAGGUUGAAGCUGCUUUCAUUUUAUUCGCAUUUAAUUGUAACGAGGUCUAGCUCUGAGCCUCGGUCUACGCUGGUUUGGACAAAGUUUUGCCAGUUGAAAAAUAUUUAGGGUUCGAAUUGGAGUUAAAUCCCUGCAAUAAAUAAUAAAAAUAUCAGAUGUAUGUUCGAAAA
This is a messenger RNA of Nerophis ophidion (straightnose pipefish), 2944 nucleotides long. It is a transcript of the gene ncf4, whose product is annotated as neutrophil cytosolic factor 4. Gene Ontology annotation, cellular component: NADPH oxidase complex. The record is from RefSeq and is a predicted model, not a curated record. The transcript has 11 exons. Lineage: Eukaryota; Metazoa; Chordata; Actinopteri; Syngnathiformes; Syngnathidae. Gene Ontology annotation, molecular function: phosphatidylinositol binding; protein binding; superoxide-generating NADPH oxidase activator activity. Gene Ontology annotation, biological process: phagocytosis; superoxide anion generation; respiratory burst. The coding region runs from base 92 to 1264 and encodes 390 amino acids.